AUGUCCACAACACCCAAGCAGCGCCUUGCGCUGGCCAUCUGCGACUUCCUGUCGACGUCGCUGACGGACGGCACCCUGACCUCGGAGGAGAAAGACUCGAUCGACAUCGCCAUCAACUGCAUCGGCGAGUCCUUCGGCGUCGACCCCACCGACAAGGCCGCCGUCUCCCAGGCCGUCGGCGCGCAGAACCUCUUCCAGAUCUACUCGGUCUACGAGAAGCUGAGGGGCUCCAAGCCCGCCGGGGGCGCUGCUGCCUCCACGCCCGCCCCGGCCACCACCACCGCCGCCGCCCCGACCGACGAGCAAAAGAAACAAGCCGAAGCCCUCAAGUCCAAGGGCAACGCCGCCAUGGCGCAGCGCGACUACCCGGCGGCGAUCGACCUCUACACGCAGGCACUAGCCGUGCACCCGGGCAACGCCAUCUUCCUGUCGAACCGGGCGGCGGCGUACAGCGCGGCGCGGGACCACGAGGCCGCCCGCGCCGACGCCGAGGCCGCCGUCGCCGUCGACCCCAAGUACACCAAGGCGUGGAGCCGCCUGGGCCUGGCGCGCUUCGCGCUGGGCGACGCCAAGGGCUCGAUGGAGGCGUACCAGAAGGGGAUUGAGUACGAGGGGAAUGGUGGCAGCGACGCCAUGAAGAAGGGCUACGAGACGGCUAAGCGCAGGGUCGAGGAGAUUGCGGCCGAGGAGGCGGGUGCCGGCAGCAGUGGGACGAGGGGUGCGGGAGCGGGCGCUGGCGGCUCGCCCGGAUUGGGUGACCUGGCGAGCAUGUUCGGUGGUGGCGGCGGUGGUGGCGCGGGCGGUGGUGGUGGUGGUGGCAUGCCCGACUUUGCGUCCAUCAUGAACAACCCCAUGUUUGCGUCCAUGGCGCAGAACCUGAUGAGCAACCCCGACAUGAUGGCCAACCUGAUGAACAACCCGCGCCUGCGCGAGAUGGCUGAUUCGUUUGGACGCGGUGGCGGCGGCAUGCCCGAUAUCGGCUCGCUGAUGUCGGACCCGAGCGUGGCUGAGAUGUGA
This is a messenger RNA of Chaetomium globosum CBS 148.51, 1017 nucleotides long. RefSeq lists its product as uncharacterized. Gene Ontology annotation, biological process: post-translational protein targeting to endoplasmic reticulum membrane. NCBI's taxonomy places the organism in Eukaryota, Fungi, Ascomycota, Sordariomycetes, Sordariales, Chaetomiaceae. The record is from RefSeq and is a predicted model, not a curated record. Gene Ontology annotation, cellular component: membrane; TRC complex. Gene Ontology annotation, molecular function: protein binding; molecular adaptor activity. The transcript is spliced from 2 exons. Bases 1 to 1017 code for a protein of 338 amino acids.